AAAAACAAAUGUAGGAUGUCAGUGUAUAAAUACAUCAGUCCUCUAGAAAAGCACACCAUCUCCGGGCUUCGCAAUUUCAGCUUCUCGAACUUUCCGUCUCAUCUUGGACAAAGGACUCGGCCAAAUAUGAAGAUCCUUGCCUUGGCCUUUAUCAUGGCUCUCAUGUUUGCCAUGAUUGGAGCUGAUUCUUCAUCUGAAGAGAAACAUCAUUACUAUAGAGACAGAUACUAUGGAGGGGGAGGGGCUUACCCUUAUCCCUAUCAACCAUAUCCACAGCCCUAUCCAUACCCUUAUCCAUAUGGAAGAUAGUAACCACAGGACAGAUUAUAGAGGCUUGGACAGAAGUCUUCUUUGCUCUCUACUCAUGAUGAUUCUCCUUACUUAAAAAUGACUUCUCCAUCCAGCAACAUAUUAUCAGCCCACAUACAAUAAAUGCAUCCAAAGUGCUUUUGAAAGCAUAUUUUAUAAAAUAAUCAAAAAGUAGAACAUUAUUUGUAUUUUCUCAUGUAUCAGAUUGGAACUUAAAAAAAAUUUGACCCAUAAAUAAUGUUUCUGUAUACAAAUUCCAGCUGUCAAAAAGAAGUCAAUCAGAUUGUGAUAGAUGAACAACACACACCUGAGAUCAAUGAUCAAUAGUUUAACACAGUAGUAAUGACAUUCUCUUCACUAUUUGUUUUCUAUUUUUGUUCUCUGUAUUGACGUAUCUUAAAAUUUAAAAAAAAAAAUCUUUCCUGGCACAAUAAAUCGCUCUAUGAAGCAUA
Molecule: messenger RNA, 761 nt
Organism: Pteronotus mesoamericanus
Lineage: Eukaryota; Metazoa; Chordata; Mammalia; Chiroptera; Mormoopidae
Gene: STATH
Product: statherin
Exons: 6
Coding region: 16-309 (97 amino acids)
Biological process (GO): defense response to bacterium
Cellular component (GO): extracellular region
Source: RefSeq, a predicted model, not a curated record